AUGCGCAGCAGCAGCAGCAGCAGCCGCAUAGCCUCCGACGCGCACUACCAUGAAGCCGCAACUGGCACCACUUGUCGCAAUCUAGGCAGACAGGCCACCAACAGCCACUGGAUGUCGGCGCCCUCAUCGCCGCGCAAGGGCAGCGUGCACUCGUCGCCCGUGCGUGCACCUCGACGCAGGCCCUCUGCAACUGCCUCCUCGCCCUCGUCUCGCACAGCCGACCGACGCGCACGCUCUGCGCAGCUGUACGACUCCAUCGGCGAGAUGGACGAUGAGAACGACGCUGCAUAUGACCAAGACCUCGACGCAGAUGGCGAGUACGACGACGAUUAUCUCGACCACGACGCACAGGGCCAAGAGGAAGAGGUCGUCGUCGCCACGGUCCCUCCUGCUCCCACACGGUCCGGCCGCGAACGCCGAACGAGCGAGAACCCAACGGACUCGACCCCGCGCCAGUCUUCGCGGCCGAAACGCUCCCGAGCGCCGCACGGAUCGUACUACGACCUGCCGCCGUUACCCAGCUUUUCCGACGCCGAGGACGACGAUAGCGAAGAUGAAGCGCCCUCGAUACGCAAGCGUCCGCGCAGGGCCGAGGUGCUCACAUCCGAUGCCGAGUCCGAACAAUCGAGCCACCGCCGCAGCGAUGCACCAGGAGCGACAAACAGCAAGGUCGCUGAGGACGAGGGGCAGAGUGCGCAGCCGCCAGUGGAGCUCAGCGAAGAGGAAAAGCAAAAGGCACGCGAGGACAAGGAGCAGCACGAGCUCGCGGCGCGCUGGACCGACGAGUACUUUGAGAUCGUCGAGCAGCUUCCGCUCGAGGUGCACCGUGCCUUUGCGCUCAUGCGCGAGCUCGAGGGCCAGAUGCACACGCGCGUCACCGGCAUGGUGCACGACAUUGCCACCUAUCACCACGCACGCCUCGCCCAUCCCUCCACCACGUCCUCCUCCACCUCACGUAGCCAGAAAGCAGGUAGUGAAGACGAAGCCGAGAGACUCCUCGGUGCCCCUCUCCCUUGCCCUGACGAUGGUGACGCGGGGAUGAUGGAUAAGGCGGAGCGGAUGGAUCUGCUGCGAGGCAUUUCUUCGGCGGCGAAUGAAUCGGUGAAAGCGGCCGAGGAAAAGAUGGGUCUGGCAGCGACGGCGUACGAGUGGAUUGACCGGCACAUUCGACGGCUCGAUGGGGACAUCGCCAAGCUCGAGGCGAGUAUUCUGCUCGGCCUGCGUAGUGGCACCCAGGAAUCUCGGGGUGCACGCGAAGCUUUGGGACUUGCACUGGACGAUCCCACCCCGGCGCCAGCUGAACCGGCGGUGAGUGUGGCUGAAUCUGCGGCACUUACCAAAGCUGCGGGUGCACGCCGCGGGCGCACACGCAGCAGAAGCAACACCACCACCCCAAAGCAGCGCACAACAAGCCUGCCCAGUCCAAGUCCCCAACCCGCCGUGCCUGGGCAACCAACACGAAAGCAAGGCGGACGACGUAAACCACGUCCCUCGACAGGUCGACGCAAAUCUACACUCGCGGAUCCAGUCGUGGUGCGUCCCGAUGUCUCGGAUAUGCCCGACGACCCCACCGAACCAAGAUACUGCUACUGCGACCAGAUCUCCUUCGACCAAAUGGUCGCAUGCGACAACGACGACUGCACCAUCGAGUGGUUCCACUACGCCUGCGUAGGCCUCGACCAACAACCCAAAGCAGAGUGGUUUUGCAGAUUCUGCGCUCCCCCCAACUGGAAAGGCCCCGGUAUGCUUGUUCCCCCGAACGCCAAACACCUCCCUCCCCCACCCAACAAGCGCUAG
This is a messenger RNA of Moesziomyces aphidis, 1797 nucleotides long. The record is from the annotation of a GenBank genome assembly. NCBI's taxonomy places the organism in Eukaryota, Fungi, Basidiomycota, Ustilaginomycetes, Ustilaginales, Ustilaginaceae.